Messenger RNA from Thermochaetoides thermophila DSM 1495, 1287 nucleotides. RefSeq lists its product as uncharacterized. The record is from RefSeq and is a predicted model, not a curated record. Lineage: Eukaryota; Fungi; Ascomycota; Sordariomycetes; Sordariales; Chaetomiaceae. The transcript has a single exon. The coding region runs from base 1 to 1287 and encodes 428 amino acids.
AUGUCCAUCGCAAGGGCAUUCACGACCCGUAGGGUCAAGCAGAGUCUGGAGAGCGCCGGCGUGGAGCGCAGCAACUCCACGAGGGGCGCUUCCUCACUGCGCAACAAGAUCUCGAGCCCCAUCGCUCUCACACAUACGACGAACAUGCUAUCGUAUAACGCCCCCGACAUCCACACACUGACAUCCCCCUCAUCAACAACAACAACUUCUUCCCCCAGACCGGACGACGACUUCUCCGACGGCGUCGCUACCUCAAACUCAACUCCCCCUACCAGUCCCGAUAUCGACUCGUCUCCUAAGUCCUCUAAGCAGUCACAACCACAGCAAUCAGCAGUCCCCAAUCACCUCUCAUCAUACUUCACUCUCUCUGCACAAUCCCCCGAAGCCACAGCCAAAUCUGCCCCUACCCCACCUGCCAUUCCGCGUCGUUCUCCAUCCCACACGACGAAGCCCUAUUCUGGCCUCAGCAAUGGCGGUACGACACUCGAACGACAACGCUCAACCUCGGGUAUGUCGCAACAGUCGCAGCGCACAGCGUCAACCAAGACGAGCUUCUCCUACUCGCGGUCCAGCUCAGCGAGUACCAGCACCAGCGCGACAUCGCAUAAUUCCGGUAUCGUUGCGCAUCAUCACGUCAAGUUCUCUGGUGCUACCACAGCGAGCACAGCAUCAUCGCCGCUUACGCCACCUACGCCGCCGUCGCAUGCCCCAUCAUUUUCAGCCGCUUCCUCGACCCUCUCAUCACCGACAGCCAGACACCAGCCUACGUUUCCUCAGCAGCAGCAGCAGCAACAACAACAACAAGAAGAAGAGAACCGUGGUGAACGGCAUAGGUACCAGCAUAGAAAGGACUCUUCCAACACGACGACCGGCAGCCUGAGCAGUCACCCCUUUGGCAAGGAACUGGCGCAGGUGACGGAGAUUGCGGAGGAGUAUGGGGUUAAGGAGCAGGUCGUGAAGGUUUCGGCUAUCACCACCAGCAGCUCGACAUCACACAGUCAUGGAGUAGUGUCUGUGGAGGCAGAUGAGCAGGCUAUGAAGGCAAAGGGGCUGAGAAAGUGUGCGCCGGAGGAGUAUCUGAGUGAUGUAAGAGGGUUGUUUGCCAGUUUCUUUUUGGGAAGUGUUUCAUCGGGAGCUGCGGCUAUGUUACCGCCGUUGAUAUCUCCGCCGCCAGCGACAGCACUGCCGACACCGCCGUUAGCAAGCAGGGGAGGUGCGCAUAGCCCCCCGCAGCCGGUGCAUCAUGUGCCAUUGCCGAUUGCGGCAGGCGGGGAAACUUGGAUUUAA